Mytilinidion resinicola is the source of this 2076-nucleotide messenger RNA. Its product is annotated as HET-domain-containing protein. The transcript has 2 exons. NCBI's taxonomy places the organism in Eukaryota, Fungi, Ascomycota, Dothideomycetes, Mytilinidiales, Mytilinidiaceae. The record is from RefSeq and is a predicted model, not a curated record. The coding region runs from base 1 to 2076 and encodes 691 amino acids.
AUGCCCCUCCCCAAAUCCCUGCAGCCCCCGUCCCGCCCCCGCCCGAAUCCCAAACGCCAAGGCUCCUGCCUCCUCUGCAACUCUCUGUCCCCCCUCUCCCAUCCCAACACGUCAUACGCGACCGAAUCCGCGAAGCGCGUGCGAAAGACUCUAACUCUUAUCAUCGACGACCUUGCGCUGCAGAAAUCGAAGCAUUGUAACCAUUGUAAGCUGAUAUGUGACGCGUUGGAUGCUUUUUUUAAGGAUUGGCGGAGUAGUAGGGGCAGGAUUGUGGUGGAGAUGGGGGAGAAGAGUCCGGUAGUUGUGAGAUGGGAAGGGGAGGGAGGAGAGGGGACGUAUUUGGAGAUUUUUGGAGAUGUUGACAUCCGCCCCCCCUGGCCCACCCUCGGCGCCGCCCACCCCAUCCCCUCUUCCUCCUGCUCCGACGCCACCCUCGCCUUCGCCCGCCGCUGCCUCUCCGACUGUCUAACCUCACCUACCCACACCCUAUGUCGCUCUCCCGCUGCAACCUCAACCCCUAUCCUCCCCGCCCGCCUCCUCGACGUCGGCCGCGUCAACGCUCCAACCAAGCUCGUGAGAACGCCCCCUAACGCGACCCCGACAACUCUUCCUUACGCAACACUGUCUCACUGCUGGGGCCCGAACCCGCUUCUGUCAACGACGACGGGUAGCAUGGCGGCGUUUGGAAGGGGCAUCGCCUGGGAAGCUCUUCCGCCGCUGUUCCGCGAUGCAGUAAUCUUGACACGACAGUUAGGGUUACGGUAUAUAUGGAUUGACUCGCUGUGUAUAAUUCAAGACAGUGGAGAGGACUGGGAGGUGGAAAGCGCGAAGAUGGGCGCCAUCUAUCAGGCGUCACAUGUUACGCUCGUGGCCGUCGAGUGUGGGAAUAGUAAUACGCCCAUUUUCAAAGAGCGGAGUCAAGACGGGAGCCAUGGAAUUACGAUGACUUAUACGGAUGGGAGAGGGAAAGAGAAGGAAGUUAGCGUGAGGAAGAUGCUGGAUCAACAUCCGGAGAGCGGGAAAGGAGGGAAGGUCAGGCCGAGGGGUCCGCUGAUGGGGAGGGCGUGGGCGCUGCAGGAGCACGUGCUUGCGGCGCGUGUGGUGCUGUUUACGGAAGGUGAGGUGCUGUUUGAGUGCCGGACGGGGUGGAGGUGCGAGUGUAUGCCCGGGGAAAAGAGGGCGGGGGUGGCCGGGACCACACCCGGGAUGAUACCGAAGGCGCUUGCGAGUCUUCAGUGCUCAGCGGCUGAGAACGGAUCGAAGAAAAGGAAGAGGAGCGAGAAAUCAGAGCUGAAGUCGAAGAAGAUGGAGUUGGGGAAAUUGUGGUCGACGUGGCAUACCCUGGUCGCGGCAUACAGCACCCGUGCCCUUACGCACCCCCAAGACAAACUCCCUGCAAUCUCUGGAUUGGCAUCUCAAAUCGCCACUGCGACGUCCUCGCCGUAUCUGGCCGGGCUGUGGUUGAACAACCUCGCCCAUGACCUUCUCUGGUCCUCCCACCCCUCGUUGGCACCGCCGCAUCUCGCUCCUCGAUUGGCUUCGUAUCGCGCACCGAGUUUCAGUUGGGCGAGCGUCGACACGGAGGCGCUCUACUACGAGCCAGACAAAAGCGAGGGCGAGAAGCUGAAGUCGAAUAUUGAGGUGCUGGACUGGAACAUAAUUGUCAAAGGGGAGAACCUGCUCGGAGAAGUGAGCGGCGGGUAUGUCGUGCUCAGAGGCCAAGUGGUAGAGGGUACGCUGGUGGCCAACAAAGAGGGGGAACUUCGGUAUUCGGUGCUUGUGAGAGGGUCGAGUUCAUUGAGCAUGGCGCCAGACUCGCUGAUCGUUGAAGAUGGAAUGGAGGCUGAGGGCGAGGCUGCUAAGAAGGUCCGCCGAGCGAGGCCCGGAGAAGAUAGGGGAGAUAUACGCGCGAAGGUCCUUUGUCUCAACGUUGCUGGGUUUGGGCGAGAAUGGGUCAGUGGAUUAGUGCUUGGUCUUUCCACGAGAGAGCCAGGUGCUUACGAAAGGGUUGGGGUUUUCGAGAGCGGGAGUGAGGUCUUUAUUGGGAAAGAAAAGAAAGAGGUGAGGAUCAUAUGA